GACUUAAAGCCCUUUGAACGAUCAGAUAAACAACUUGUGCAACAGCAGGUGUCCGUGACGGUCUGGUUCUACUAGCUACAGGAUUGGCUGAGCACCUGUGGAGCAGCUGGAAAUGAAAGGUAUGGAGACGUCGAAGUCCUCAGGCUCAAAAGGAACAGGGAGACCGACAGAUGCUCACGCACCAGCUGAACCUCUCCUCAUGUAUAAAGCUAAAGAGGACAAAGAACAGACUGAGGAAGUGAAUGUGAAUUGUGAAGACCUUAAGGCUCCAGUGGGGCUUUUAAUGAAGUUCCUCAGAGCUCUGAAGGACAAAUACUUCCAGCUGGCUGUUAAACUCUGUCACAUGAUUCUCAUCUACGAGCCAGACAAUCCUGAGGCCUCAGAGUUCCUCCCAUUGAUCCAGAAGAAGCUGCUGGAAGAGCAACACGCAGAGAAAAGCAACGAGGAAGAAAGUGAUGAGGAUGAUGAUGACACUGAUUCUGGAAGUGAUGAGGACUCCUCUCAUAGCUCAUCUUGCUCCUCUUCUUCAGCAUCAGAUGAUGAUGAUCAUGAUCAUAAUUAUGAAAAGGAAAACCGUGUUUACAGACACAAGCCAUGCCCUCCCGCUCAUAGUUACCCUUAA
Molecule: messenger RNA, 622 nt
Organism: Pelmatolapia mariae (spotted tilapia)
Lineage: Eukaryota; Metazoa; Chordata; Actinopteri; Cichliformes; Cichlidae
Gene: erich2
Product: glutamate-rich 2
Exons: 6
Coding region: 113-622 (169 amino acids)
Source: RefSeq, a predicted model, not a curated record